AUGGCCCGUGACACGGGGCUCUGCUUCGCUCAUCCGCCCGCAUAUCUAUCUGCGGACACAUCGUCCACAUUCCUUGCGAUUACUGAAGGGUGUGAGCUCGUCGCACCGGAGCAGGUGGCCGCCCGCACACAACUUUUGUCCAUGUUCAUGGAACAUUCCUCGGCGUUUCGCAUAGCGAGGCUUCCUGCGCUGCAGUGGCGCACCCUCGCGGGUCGCGAUGGCCGUGAGAUGACCGCGGCCUCCGCUGCCCCGCCGCCCGCGCCGCCGCCCGCGCCCAUCGUAAGCGGCGCCCACCCGCUGCGCCCGCCCCCCGCCCUCUGA
Messenger RNA from Gryllus bimaculatus (two-spotted cricket), 321 nucleotides. NCBI's taxonomy places the organism in Eukaryota, Metazoa, Arthropoda, Insecta, Orthoptera, Gryllidae. The record is from the annotation of a GenBank genome assembly.